CUGAACAUUUACCACCCACAUAUAGCCAAACCUGAUUUAAUGCACCCUCAUGCUUACAUUUAAACAUGAAUGAGUAGUUAAAUAGUGUUAUAAUAGUAUAUCUUAUUUGUGACAUGGGACCUGCAGAGAUAUCAAUUGUUCAUUUUAACGAGUAUAAACUCGUUACUAAUUCUCUCACUCCCACUCGUUCACACAGCCUACGUGAGAGAAAUUAGCACGGCAUCAAAUUCAGUGUCUACCAGCGUUUCUCAAAAUAACACACCAGAUUUUAGGAUUCACACACAGAAAAUGAAAUGUGUGUGUGUUUGUGUGUCUUCUAAUAUUAUCUCAAGAGUUUUGUCUGCUUGUUCUCCUUGACCCGUCCCGUUAUGGGUCAGUUCUCCAGAGAGUGGCCAACCAGUGGCAGCCCGGCCGACACCGGGGCUCAGGUGGACAGACUGACACAGCUCUGCACGGAUCUGAGUCAUUGCUACCAGAGCGAGCGGCUGCUGACUGGCCAGACCUUCAGAACCUCUGGCACUGAGCCAGGUACCAGCCCAACCAGAGGAGAUGCAGAAGGGGGGAUGGAAGGAGGGAUAACAACAUGCAAGAAGAGGGAAUAUGAGUCCUUGCUGAUGCUGGAAGGACUGGAGAAGAUGGUGGCAGACCUCCGGAAACAUGCUGGACAGCUGAGAAAAGAGCGGGAGGCAUGGGAUCGAUGGAGGAGGCUGAAGGGGGAAGGAGCGGGCGCGUUCUGCCCCGUCAGGAGUAAGGGCGAGUGGGGUGACAUGAGUGGGGUGACCCCCUUACCCCCCACCCUGACCUACACCAGCCAGGCAGAGCUCCAGGAGGUGGAGAGGCUGAGGUUGCGAGUGGAGCUGCUACAGCAGGAGGUGCACCUGCAUCAGGCUCUCUCUGACACCAUGGUCAUGCCCUCCGCUCCUGGACUUCCCAACCCCGCCGCGCUCCGUGACAUUUACUCCCUGCUUGGAGAAGGAGGGGUGACGUUUCCUACUCUGGUUCUGGACACAGAACCUGACUAAAGGAACAGGUCAAAUGAACUGAACAGGCCAAAUCACCUGGGUCAUGUUUAUUAGGGCACACAAUGCAGCAGAAAACAAAUGAAAGUUUCUAAUUGGACAAGUCCAGGUAGCCUCUCCCUGUUUCAUUCGGUGUUCUUCCAUUUGGUGCCUAAUGAACACGACCAAGAAAGACUAUUGAAGAGUAGACCAAUGAAUGGUAUGUCUUAGGAGGGGACACUGAGAACAGAGGAAGAAGAAUGGAGAAUCUUCUGAAAAGAGGCAUUUUUGUAUGUUGGGAAUGUCAAUCUGUGUAUUUAUUUGGAGAUAUUGAGCAUUUUGGUUUUACAUUGUUCCUUUUUAUAUAUUGUAAGACUCCUAUAAUUAAAUUAAAUUAUUAAAAUGGAUGGAUAUUGAAAAAGUAA
This is a messenger RNA of Oncorhynchus gorbuscha (pink salmon), 1423 nucleotides long. RefSeq names its product tubulin epsilon and delta complex protein 2. Bases 369 to 1022 code for a protein of 217 amino acids. Lineage: Eukaryota; Metazoa; Chordata; Actinopteri; Salmoniformes; Salmonidae. The record is from RefSeq and is a predicted model, not a curated record. The transcript has 4 exons.